Molecule: messenger RNA, 2790 nt
Organism: Bubalus bubalis (water buffalo)
Lineage: Eukaryota; Metazoa; Chordata; Mammalia; Artiodactyla; Bovidae
Gene: STOM
Product: stomatin
Exons: 7
Coding region: 91-945 (284 amino acids)
Cellular component (GO): plasma membrane
Source: RefSeq, a predicted model, not a curated record
GGCUCCCGGGUCAUCUCCGGGCAUUCUUCGCAGUUCCACCUCGGGCUCCGGCGACUUCGACGCGGGAGUAGCGACUCUGGUUCAGGCAGCAUGUCUGACAAGCGGCCAGCAGUGGACACCCAAGCUCGGCGGCUUCCUGACUCCUUCAAGGAUAGCCCCAGUGCAGGCCUCGGUGUCUGUGGAUGGAUUUUGGUGGCUAUAUCAUUCUUGUUCACGGUUAUAACUUUCCCAAUGUCAAUAUGGAUGUGCAUAAAGAUCAUAAAAGAAUAUGAAAGAGCCAUCAUCUUUAGACUGGGUCGCAUCUUACAAGGAGGAGCGAAAGGACCUGGUUUGUUUUUUAUUCUGCCGUGCACUGACAGCUUCAUCAAAGUGGACAUGAGGACUAUUUCCUUCGAUAUUCCUCCUCAGGAGAUCCUCACUAAGGACUCAGUCACCAUCAGCGUGGACGGCGUGGUCUAUUACCGUGUGCAGAACGCUACUCUGGCUGUGGCAAACAUCACCAACGCUGACUCAGCAACCCGUCUUUUGGCACAAACGACCCUGAGGAACGUCCUGGGCACCAAGAACCUUUCCCAGAUCCUCUCUGACAGGGAGGAAAUCGCACACAACAUGCAGUGUACCCUGGAUGAUGCCACUGAUGACUGGGGGAUAAAGGUGGAGCGCGUGGAGAUUAAGGACGUGAAGCUGCCCGUGCAGUUGCAGAGAGCCAUGGCUGCAGAGGCAGAGGCAUCCCGGGAGGCCCGAGCCAAGGUCAUUGCGGCUGAGGGAGAAAUGAACGCGUCCAGGGCUCUGAAAGAGGCCUCCAUGGUCAUCACCGAGUCUCCCGCCGCCCUCCAGCUGCGGUACCUGCAGACGCUGACCACCAUUGCUGCUGAGAAAAACUCGACCAUCAUCUUCCCUCUGCCCAUAGACAUGCUGCAGGCUAUCAUGGGGCCAAAACAGUGAGCCUCGGCGGCGGCCAGAGCUGAGACGGGCCCAAACCAGCCCUCACCCAGGAGGUGGAAGGGUGCAGAGCUGAGACGGGCCCAAACCAGCCCUCACCCGGGAGCAAGAAGGGUGCACCCUGGGCCUUUCUCCCUCCCUCCCCUGUUCCAUAGGUUGAGUGUGAUAUUCUUACAACGCAUAGUGAUCCUAGCAACAGAUGAAGGUUGUUAGCUUGUAAAUACGACAUGAGAGAGAGAGGUGAUUAAUGUAAGAUAACCUUACUCUAAAAUAUUUAAAAGUUCAUGUGUUUAGAUUGCUCCAUGAUAGGUGAAGCCCAUCUUCUUUCAGAUUUCAUCGAGUCGUUUUGCACCCUCCAUCAGCCUGCAGGCCAGAAGCAAGAAGAUAGAGUAUCUCUGCAAGACAAACGCUUUGCAGAGAAUAGUGACCUUGGGCUACAAGCAGCUUCUCUGGGCCACGCGUGCCUUACUUCCGGGGAAUCUUAAUUAAGGAAAUUUUCCUAACAUCCGUCUACUUUCUAAACUCAGAGCAGGUUGCAAACUAUUCCUUACUUGAGAGGAGACAUGUUCUUGCCAGUGCCUGUCAGCACUGGAGGUCAAGGUCGAGGGAGAUGAUGACCCAGAUUCUUGAGGCCCUUAAACCCACUGCUUUAGGGGUCCGUUCAGAACAACGCAGGUUGUUGUUUUUAACUUCAUUGACCCCCUUUAUGAGUAAAUGAUUCCUCUCUCUUUCAAACCAGCUUAAAUACUUAUCACAGAAGUGCUUUUUUCUCACUUUUGCCUAUUCUCAUAUAUCAGAUUCUAAAUAUUUGAAUUUUUAAAAUAAAAUUUUCUCUAAGUCCUAUAAAUAGUAGUUUAUACACCAAUUUGAAUAGCUUAAGGACUAAUACUUGAUAAAAUAUAUCUUUAGAAAACUUAUAUUUUACUGUCUGCAUGUUAUCAACUCUUGGACGCUGUGAGCUAUCUUGGUUACCAUUCAUUAAGUAACAGAAGGAAUUCAUAGUCAGGCACACAGUAUCCAAGGAGCUUGGAAAAACAGUCAAACUUGGCAUAUCUGUAGAGAUAUGGCUCUUUUUUAUUUGCCUGGUCAUUUUUCUGUCCUAUAUGUUGAUGCUGAAGGAGGAACUGGUCAGCGCUUCUGAACCGCUAUAAUUUUAGGAAGCAUCUUCCAUUUCACAAAUGCCUGUGAAGCCAAGCACCUGGUGUUCUUCCUGUUGGUUUCUGGAAAGCCGGCUGGUGGCAUUUGUACUGCUUCCUCUUGGAAGCUGUGAGAUCACUUUUAAAAUUUUAAAAAUAGCAGUGUCCUUACCCAGAGCUGCCCCUCAUGUCUGUCCUUAGCUGAGUCACUUGUCAGUCUUCAUGAGUACCCUCCCCAACAGCCCAUUUCCAAAUUUAUUUUACGAAGCCUUGAACCACCGUGGAUCCAGGUCCUGGCUGAGUUCAUUAGAUGUAUAUGGAGCAUUUUGACUUGGAACUCAAGCUGCAUUUCUAUUUUCAAUUUUAAAACUGAAAUGAUUUUCUCUCUUUUGCGAGGUGGCUCACCCUUGACUACUAAGGACCAGGAGACAACCACAUAUCCUGGCUAAAAGUCUCUUCUCAGACUUAAAGGUUCAAUGCUUUCUGUUCCUUGAGUCUGUUUCCAGACACCAGACAGUCUUUGCUCUUCUCCCUUGUGGGUUGUGGGUUGAAGUUAAGUCACCUGGGAGAGAGGAGCCGUAGAAGGAGCUGCAGGAUGACAGCGGGCAGUGUUAGUGUGAGGGCUUUUCCAGGUGGCCCCCCUUAGUGCAAGGGCUUUUCCAGGCGGCCCCCUCUGCAAUGCUAUGCAUAAUAAAGUGUGAGCUCAUACUGA